Messenger RNA from Erigeron canadensis, 1672 nucleotides. Its product is annotated as elongation factor 1-gamma-like. Gene Ontology annotation, biological process: translational elongation. Gene Ontology annotation, molecular function: translation elongation factor activity; glutathione transferase activity. NCBI's taxonomy places the organism in Eukaryota, Viridiplantae, Streptophyta, Magnoliopsida, Asterales, Asteraceae. The record is from RefSeq and is a predicted model, not a curated record. The transcript has 8 exons. Bases 216 to 1478 code for a protein of 420 amino acids.
UAGCAUGUUGGGCGAAAUAACUCGAGGGGCUCAAAUACAUAUAACACGUCUAAGAACGAGUGGUUGCAAGUAACUAGCCGGCAGUAAACCCUAGAGAUCAUCGUGCCAUUAUUUCUGUGGGUUGGUCCGGAAGAAAACCCCUUUUCUUAUCUUACAGUAUUAUUCAGAUCAUCAUACCAUCCAAAACCAACGUUGAUUCCUUGUAACCAAUAAUAAUGGCACUGAUCUUGUAUUCAGGUAAAACCAACAAGAAUGCUUUCAAGACAUUUAUUGCUGCAGAAUAUGCUGGCGUUCAAGUUAAAUGGGCUGAUAAUUUUGAGAUGGGUGUGUCAAAUAAAACCCCUGAAUUUCUUACGAUGAACCCUAUUGGAAAGGUUCCUGUUCUGGAGACUCCUGAUGGGCCUGUGUUUGAGAGUAAUGCCAUUGCUCGCUAUGUUGCCCGCUUAAAGAAUGAUAAUGCUCUCUUUGGAUCUUCAUCAAUAGAAUAUGGCCAAGUUGAGCAAUGGAUUGAUUUUGCUUCAUUGGAGAUUGAUGCAAAUUUGUUGGCAUGGAUAAGGCCAAGAUUUGGUUAUGGCAACUAUAUUGCUCCGGUCGAGGAGGCAUCCAUUGCUGCAUUGAAGAGAGCACUUGGUGCCUUAAACACAUACUUGGCUGCACACACUUACUUGGUUGGGCAUGGUGUGACCUUGGCUGACAUUGUCAUGACAUGUAACUUGUACCUAGGCUUCAAGGCAUUGAUGACCAAAACCUUCACAUCAGAGUUUCCUCACGUUGAGAGGUACUUUUGGACCAUGAUCAAUCAACCAAACUUUAUUAAGAUCAUUGGUGAGGUGAAACAGGCAGAAACUGUUCCUCCUAUUACUACUGGAAAGAAACCAUCUAAACCAAAGGAGGCUAAGCCAAAGGCUGAGCCUAAAAAAGAAGAAACGAAAGAAGCACCUAAGCCCAAAGCUGUAGUUGCUGGAGAGGAAGAGGAAGCUCUAAAGCCCAAGCCAAAGAACCCACUAGAUCUGUUGCCACCAAGUAAGAUGAUAUUGGAUGACUGGAAGAGACUAUACUCCAACACUAAGACCAACUUUCGUGAGGUUGCAAUUAAAGGUUUUUGGGAGAUGUUUGAUCCAGAGGGCUACUCUCUUUGGUUUUGCAAUUAUAAAUACAAUAAUGAAAAUACUGUGUCAUUCGUCACCAUGAACAAGGUUGGUGGUUUCCUUCAAAGAAUGGAUUUAGCAAGGAAAUAUGCUUUUGGAAAGAUGCUGGUUGUUGGAUACGAGCCUCCAUACAAGGUUAAGGGCUUGUGGCUAUUCCGUGGUCCAGAAAUCCCCAAGUUUGUCAUGGACGAGUGCUAUGACAUGGAGCUUUAUGAGUGGACAAAGGUGAAUCUUUCGGAUGAAGCACAAAAGGAGCGUGUGAAUCAGAUGAUUGAAGAUUAUGAGCCUUUUGAGGGAGGGGGUAUUCUGGAUGCCAAAUGCUUCAAGUGAGAUCUAUUCACUUUAAUGGAUGAGCACUAGUCUAUCAUCAGUUCAUCACCAACAUCACCCGCUAUUAAAUAUCAUACAUCUUUUAGUCAUAGUUUUGUUCCGGUCUUUUUUUCCGUUCUAAUAUCAAAGAUCUAGUGGUUGACCUUUGUUAAUCAUGAGCUUCUUGUGGAAUCUAGUUGAUCCUUACCAUCCAA